Molecule: messenger RNA, 961 nt
Organism: Racocetra persica
Lineage: Eukaryota; Fungi; Glomeromycota; Glomeromycetes; Diversisporales; Gigasporaceae
Source: the annotation of a GenBank genome assembly
AUGGAGUACGAAGACGUUUUGACAAACCAGCCCGUGGUUAUUGAUAAUGGCUCUGGAGUUAUUAAGGCCGGGUUUGCUGGUGACGAAAUUCCAAAGUGUUUUUUCCCAUCCUAUGUAGGAAGGCCAAAACACGUUCGUAUCAUGGCGGGUGCCGCCGAGGGGGAAGUUUUUAUUGGACGUAAGGUACAAGAGUUGCGAGGCCUUCUCAAAAUAAAAUAUCCUAUUGAACAUGGCAUUGUAUCUGAUUGGGAUGAUAUGGAGCGUAUAUGGAAAUUUAUUUAUGAAGAAGAAUUAAAAAUUGCAUCCGAAGAACAUCCAGUGCUUUUGACUGAGGCACCACUCAACCCAAAAUCUAAUAGAGAACAAGCUGCCCAAAUGUUUUUUGAAACAUUCAAUGUUCCUGCUUUGUUUGCAUCAAUUCAAGCAGUGCUGACGUUAAAUAAUAUUGCUUAUGAUCAAAUCUUUUCAACUAGUUAUUCUUCUGGUAGAACUACUGGCAUUGUUCUUGACUCAGGUGAUGGUGUAACUCAUGCGGUCCCUGUUUAUGAAGGAUUUGCUCUCCCACACGCUAUUCGACGAUAUUUUAAUUGCUAUAGAGACGUUACGGAGCAUUUGCAGCUGCUUCUUCGUAAAGCGGGGUACAAUUUUCAUACCACAUCGGAAAAAGAAGUCGUUCGUAUCAUUAAGGAAAAAACGUGUUAUAUUGCAAUAAAUCCAUCAAAAGAAGAGAAAGAUACUAACGGAAAAUUUGAGGAAUUUACCUUACCUGACGGUAACGUCGUUAAGUUGGGUGCAGAAAGAUUUAAAGCACCUGAAAUUUUAUUCAACCCUGAAUUGAUUGGACAAGAAUACGCUGGUAUUCACCAAGUUGUUGUUGAUUCAAUCAAUCGUGCUGACCUAGAUUUAAGGAAGUCUCUGUUUGCCAACGUUGUUUUAUCGGGUGGUUCAACGCUUUAUAAAG